Rubroshorea leprosula is the source of this 973-nucleotide messenger RNA. The record is from the annotation of a GenBank genome assembly. Lineage: Eukaryota; Viridiplantae; Streptophyta; Magnoliopsida; Malvales; Dipterocarpaceae.
CGCACAAAAAAAAAAAAAAGUGGUCUAGAGCAAUAGAUAGGGUUUUAGCUACCAUUACGCCUUUAAAAUAUCUGUAGAUUUGUCCUUCUCAACUGAUCUACUCAUUGAAAUUCUUCACAAAAGGUUUCUAAUCUCCUGCCUCCUCUCCUCCAUGCUUUUCCCUAGAAUUUGCAGAGAAAAUGGCAAAUAUAUGUGCUUUUGUUUGUGUAUUGAUUGUAGCUGUUGAUAUAGCUGCUGGUGUUCUAAGCAUUGAGGCUGAAAUCGCUAAAGAUGAGGUAACACACAAGAGAUUGAAAGAUUUUAAGUGUGAGGAGCCAAAUGAUCGCGCUUUUAAAUUAGGGUUGGCUGCAUCAACUCUACUAGGCUUGUCACAUAUUAUUGAAAAUUUGGUAGGAGGUUGUAUGUGCCUUUGCUUCACAGAAGAGCUUGAAAGAUCAUCCUCUAGUCGCCAAUUAUGGUUCGCAUGUAUCAUUGUUUCUUGGAUUGUAGUGGCUAUUGGGUUUCCAUUAUUGGUGAUGGGAAUGCUAGAGAAUUCAAAAUUAAAAGGGUCAUGCAGGAUUUUGCACCAUCAUUUUCUGUUCAUAGGAGGGAUAACCUGCUUUGUACAUGGCUUGUUAAGUGCUGCAUUUUAUGUCUCUGCAAGUGUGAGCUUUUUAAAUGGAAGAAUUCAAGGCUCUCAAGAGAGACAACAACCUUAGAAUCUCCCCAAACAAAUGUACCUGUUUUUUUUUUUUUCUCUAUCAGAAUUUAGAUUGAAUUUUUGAAAUUUGAUCAAAUGCAUCAAAUUAUGUGUUGAAUUCUCUUCUGACACAGUACAGGCGACCCCCAUACAGGAAAGGAUAGACAAGAAGACAAACACUUUAGCAAAAGCAAGGACUGUGAAAACUUUUCUUGGCACUUUGUUGUGAGUUAUUGGAAAGCACAUGAAUAUGGAGUAUAAUACUAAUUUACGCGAUAAAAAGUAACUUUAUUC